Messenger RNA from Anguilla rostrata (American eel), 3724 nucleotides. Its product is annotated as zinc finger protein 497-like. NCBI's taxonomy places the organism in Eukaryota, Metazoa, Chordata, Actinopteri, Anguilliformes, Anguillidae. Gene Ontology annotation, cellular component: nucleus. The record is from RefSeq and is a predicted model, not a curated record. The transcript is spliced from 5 exons. Gene Ontology annotation, molecular function: DNA-binding transcription factor activity, RNA polymerase II-specific. Gene Ontology annotation, biological process: regulation of transcription by RNA polymerase II. Bases 1501 to 2688 code for a protein of 395 amino acids.
CCAUGCCUUCAUGUAAUUAAAUUACGGCAACUUACAUUCUUAUCGAAAAGUGGUGAUCCAAACACGAUAUACAACAGCACAAUAACCUGGCAAAUGUGUUCGUUCAGUCAUUUUCUAUUUUUGUCAAAAUGCGCCGUUUUACCAUUUAACGUUAGCCAGAUACUUGUUUCCUUUUGUCAAACCUAUGUCUAGCAGCAAGCUGCAAGCUAACUACAGCAGCUGAAGUUUCAGUGCAAACUUGUAACCGUGCUUACUGCACUACAAUUUUUAAGUACGUUUGCAUUUACAUCGAGUAACUUGUAGCUAUCGUUUAAAACAGCAUUGCACUUACGGGGGAUUUCAUGCUAAUUUAGGUAGCGGUCGACACGCUUGCGGCUGUCAGUGACAGCAUAUACAGAUGGCUAGCUGGCUAAAAAGAAUCGCUAGGCCUACAUUGAGUUUGGAGCUGGUGCUAAGUCGACUGGCGCGGUAUUCUGGAAUGCUGUGAUGUACAAGGUACACUAGUGCCUCUGGUUUGAGUUAACAUUGGCACAUUUAUUGGUUACGUUUAGCAUGAAAUGUUUUAACGAGGUUAUACCAGCUAUACCGGGCGGCUGUACUUUUAAAAUCUGAACUACGUUGCUUUGCAAAUUGGAUACACUGUCAGACACGUUAGGUUAGAUUACCAGCGUUUUUUCCUGGCUCAAAAUCAGGCACAUGUGCUCAACCAAAAUCGUGCAGGAGGAAUCAAAUUCACCACGCCCUUAUUUAUUAUUUGUAUUUUUGUAAUAAAGUUUUGAAUUCCCACAUGGGGAAUUGCAUUGUUUUCUUAGUUUAGCAAUGCUUGUUCCAAGUACGUAAUUUAACAAUGUACCAUUCCUGUUUUAUAGUACUGCAGCACCAUAACAUAUUUAUAUAUGUGUAAUAAGAAUUAAUAGCACAAGUUGUGCCAGUUUGCUCCUCCACCUGAAACAAGAGUGUGUAAAUAAUUCAGAAUAUUUUUAAAAAAUUGUUCAUUAUAAAAGUAACAUAAAUAAAACAUUAAUUCUUUAUAUUGAUGAAGUUUGGGGGAAAAAAUCUGAUAACAUUGAUUUUCAUUGGCUGUAGCAGUAGUAGACUUCAAGUGGAACACUGCUCAGAAUAUUUAAAUUUCAAAUGUAAUGUGAGGCGACAGGUGUAGUCAGAAUUCUAAUUUCUGAAACAGCGAGGCAAGAACUGGCUUUCAGUUUUGUAGAAAAAUUUCGCAAAUACAAACAGGUGUUGUGAAAAACUACCGCAACCUACCGCUCAGGAUGAGAACAUCAACAGCCUAAAACCGGAAGUGUGCUCGUGCCUUAUUGUAGAUAGCAUCAAGGAGCUGUACAGCUGCACAGUAGCGUUUUUCUGCGUCCUCACCGAGGUGCGUUGGUGCUGAUUAGUCUACGCUACAGCGCUCCUCUCGAGACAAACCCAGGAUUACAUCCAUGCAAGACAAGUUUCCUCAGUUUCUCUGGCACUGAAGUGCUGUCCGAGCGUUUGUGCAUGCUUAACGGCACACUCGCAAUGGCAAUGGAGCUGGACAUGAUGGAGGUGAAGCAGGUGGUGGUAGGGGCGGGGAUUGAGACCCCCAUGGACCUGGCCUCCGACAGCACCGAAGAUUCCCAUAAGGCUUUCGUCGAGGAGGAAGCCACUGCACCAUCGCUUAUACAGACCUACCAGCAUGACAGCCUGCAGUGUUUCCAGUGCUUCAUCACCUUCUGCAACUCCAAAGCCAAGGAGAGGCACAUGAGGAAGAGCCACCGCGAGGAGUACAAGCAGCAGCUGCAGCAGCAGAGCGACACGCUCUUCACCUGCUACGUUUGCGACCGCACCUUCCUCUCCUCGGUGGAGCUGACCGAGCACCAGGGCGCCCACAGCAAGGAGGACAAGCCCUUCAAGUGCCCGCACUGCCAGGAGAGCUUCCGCACGUUCUCGGAGGUGACCUCUCACCGACGGCACGUCUGCCCGGAGAAGCCGUUCGCGUGCCGGGACUGCGGGAAGUCCUUCCGGGGCCCCCACCUGCUGCGCACGCACCGCGUCGCCUGCCACCCCGAGCGGGGCCAAAACCACGCCGCCGACGACGAAGGCAAGACCCACCGCUGCGGCAAGUGCGGCCGCGGGUUCGAGGAGGAGGCGGAGCUCCUGCAGCACCAGGAGAACCACGCCGGGGACCUGCACUGCAACGGCGGGGCCGCGCCCAAGAGACGGGGGCGCCCGCCCAGGGAGGCGGAGCCUGCGGAGGGGGGUGGGGAGGGCGAGAGCCUGGGGGGCGGCGGCGGCGGCGGCCAGGCGGAGGGGGGCGCCGGGGGGGCGGCGAAGGGCCGGAGGGGGCGCCCUCCCAAAUCGGCCCAGAUGGCCCCACUCCUGCAGGACCAGGCGGAGGCGGAGGCGGAGCCCGCGCCCCAGCCCCGCCCCCACGCCUGCCCCGAGUGCGAGGCCGGCUUCCCCGCUGCGUCCCAGCUCCGAGCCCACAGGAGGGAGGAGCACGGGCGGAGGCCCCACCCCUGUCCCGACUGCGAGGAGAGCUUCUCCAGGCCGGGGCAGCUGGAGGCCCACGCCGCCCGCGCCCACGGCGCCGGCCGCCACGCCUGUCCCGCCUGCGGGAAGAGCUUCGGCCGGGAGAACAGUCUGAGGGCGCACCAGCACACCCACGCCAGCCCCCCGGAGCCCGCCCACGAGGCCUGCAGAUAAUUCGGAGAGAGGGGGGUAAAGACCAUCAAGGAUGGGCCUUUGAAUUAACCAAGGGGGCUGGCUUAUGAACGAGCACCGGUUUCUAAAACGAAAGAAAAAUCGGGCUAGAAUUAAAAAAAAAAAAUUAAAAAAAAUAAUAAUAAUAAUAAAAUAGAUAUAUAUAUAUAUAUCUAUCUGUAUUUGAAUACAAAUGAGGCAGCUGGGAUUUUUAAGUGUUUGAGUUGUUGCUUUUAGAAUGUGAAAAUAAGGCUGAUCUGUGGCUAUUGGGGGAGGUUUUAUGUGUCAGAAUUUAACCUGAACGAGAUGCUGUGGCUGGUUGCGAAGAAUUGAUCUAUUGAAAGCGACGUUUUUAUGACGCUGGGAUUUUCUGAAGUGGAAUUGGGGGUUUUUGAUCUUUCAUCUUCAGUCUCGGUAUUUCACUGCCCACGGAUGGGUUUUCAUACGGUAAUACGUUUAUAUGUAUGUCCUGGGAGUUAUUAAAAAUGCAACAAAUGAUUUUUGGCUCUGAGGAGAGCAGAAUGCACCUAAUUUAUUUCUUCAGUGGGGAAAGUGGGCUGCUCUCAUUCCGGGACACUUUCGACGCCUCCGUGAUCGAGCCUUUAUUAAAAUUCGGAGGCACUUUAAAUCCUGUUUGUUCUCCAUUCGUUGUAAAUUAGCGCCUGUGCCCCAACUUGGUGUCAACAUUACUAGAAUGUUUUCUCUCAAACCAAAUUUGACUCAGGGAGAGUUUCUGCGUGCAGCGGACGUGCGCGGUGCCCUCUACCUUGUGUUAGCGGUGGGCUUUUGCGCGAGCUGAAAAUGGGGGCAUUUCCUGUCUUUUUUUAAAUUUUAGGCGCAGUCACAGGUGCGAAGACCUGUGGAAAUCACCAUGGUAACAUCCACAUUUGCAGGUGCGCACACCAUUCUUCCAUAUGGCGUGAUAAAAAAAAAAACCUGGAAGCGAGUGUGUUCUGUUUUUUAAAUUUGACUGAUAAUUAGGAAAUGGAUUCCGUAAAUUUUUACAAAUUUAUAUUCCUGUGAAAAAAAAAAAACUAAA